AUGAAACCCCGAAAAAAUCAAAGUGAAGACAUUGAUUCUAUCUACAAAGCCACGCUACUCAAGCACAGGGACACAAUCAUUAACAACAAAUAUGCAAGAGAGCUUGAAACUAAAUAUAAUAAAAGCCAUCAAAAAUCAUAUACCUUUACACCUAAAAAAUCUCCAAAUUUCACCCAUGUUAACACCCACCUGUGGCCAGUCCACAACCGGAUGUUCAUAAAAGUCUUGAAAUCCAAGCUUGACGACGUUUUGAUUCCUACUAUUUCGCGUAGAAAAGAAAAUAUCGACAUAAACGCCAAAUUAUCAUUUGAAAAAAUCAGAAAAGUAUUGAGAACUUCUAAUGGGCGCAUUAGAAAUGACAAAGGGAGGCAUGAACUUAAAGAUCUUGAUCUCCUCGCUGUGGAUUUUGGUGGACCUCCUUUUCCAAGGAGGCCAAAAGGGUCACUUCCAAAGCCAAGACCAUUGACUACAAGUGCUAGGCAUACCCAUCGUAAGGAGGUAAAACAACAAAAAGCAAAGACAAAUAUUUCGCCAAUAAAAAUUGGGCUGAAUUUUACGUAUAUUGACGAUGCCAAAGAGUCAUCUGUUGAUAAUCUGGAUAAUGACACGUUAAGAGAUAAGGAAGAGUUUAGAAUGUUGCAUCAGCCCAGAUAUUAUAACGAUUAG
This is a messenger RNA of Blepharisma stoltei, 666 nucleotides long. The record is from the annotation of a GenBank genome assembly. Lineage: Eukaryota; Ciliophora; Heterotrichea; Heterotrichida; Blepharismidae.